Molecule: messenger RNA, 2664 nt
Organism: Aspergillus tubingensis
Lineage: Eukaryota; Fungi; Ascomycota; Eurotiomycetes; Eurotiales; Aspergillaceae
Product: phosphorylase superfamily
Exons: 4
Coding region: 1-2664 (887 amino acids)
Molecular function (GO): protein binding; ATP hydrolysis activity
Source: RefSeq, a predicted model, not a curated record
AUGAGCUUUGGUUUCGGUGUGGGUGACUUUCUCGCGAUAAUCCAGCUUGCCAACAAGAUAAGGAAAGAUUUUGUCGAAGCCCCCGCGCAGUUGAGAGAUCUCUCGGACGAAGUCCGGAAUCUCUCUAUUGUGGUGCAGGAUCUUGAGGUUGAACUGUCCGGAAAAGAGCUAGACAGGGCACAGGAGGCCGAGUUGUGCAAUAUCGUACAAAGCUGCCGCAGCUUACUCAACGACAUUCAGAAGCUUGUUGGUCAAUACAGUGAGCUGAAACAUGAUUACUGCGGCAACAAAGUAAUUAGAGCAUGGAAACGUCUGCGAUGGGAACCCAUUGACGCGCAAUAUCUUCGGACCCGCAUCGGUAGCCAAGUUUCAUUAUUGAACGCCUUCAAUGGCAGGGUUCUUCGCAGCAACGUUUCUAAAUUAAUGGAUUAUCAAGAGAGGCAGGAGCAAGAGAGAAUUCUAGACUGGUUGUCACCAGUGAACUACGCAUCUAAACAGAGUGAACUCACUAGAAGACGACAACCGGAUUCGGGGCAUUGGUUCUUGCAGUCAUCAAAGCUUCAGACAUGGCUGACGAUGCCCGAACAGACUCUCUUUUGCUAUGGCAUUCCCGGGGCUGGAAAAACAAUGUUGACGUCGGCUUUGAUUGAAGAGCUUGAAUCUCGAUACGGAACCGAUGCUAACGUUGGCAUUGCUUAUAUUUAUUGUUCUUAUCAAACUAGGAAAGAGUGUCUUAUGGAGGAUAUCAUCGCGAACUUGAUCAAACAGUUCUUACAGGACAGAAAUUCCCUACCUGUUCAUGUGAGAGAGCUGUACAAUAAGAACCAGCCAAGGGGGAUACGUCCGACUUUUGAAGAGUUGUUGCUGGUAUUGCAAACUGUCUGUUUUGAGUCUGCACAGAUAUACAUAGUGAUUGACGGGCUGGAUGAGCUUCGCUUAGCUACUUAUUCGCUCGACUUACUGAUUGACGAACUGCUCGCUUUUCAUGAAGCAUGUGGUUUGAAUCUACUGGUCACUACUAGAUUGAUCCCAGAGAUUGCAGCCAAAUUUCGGCACAAACCAGCCAUCGAGAUCCGAGCAAAUGAAGAAGAUGUGACGGCAUAUCUCAGAAGCAGCAUCCCGAAGUUACCAUCAUUUGUGUUACGAAACCCAGAACUUCAGAAUGACAUCAUUUCUUGGAUUGCUAAGAUCACUGAUGGAAUGUUUCUUCUUGCCGAUCUGUAUCUUAACUCACUGGUUGGGAAAACAUCACCCAAAGCCAUACGCUUGGCUUUGAAGGACAUCUCUAUGAAAGCCAAAACAUACGAUGCGGCGUACGACAACGUCAUGGAACGCAUCGAAGGACAGACUACAGACAAGAGAAAUAUGGCCAUGCAUAUCUUGUCAUGGAUCACAUGUGCGCAACGAUCAAUAACCGCGGUAGAGCUACAACAUGCACUUGCUGUCGAGGUCGAUGAGUCUUACUUCGAUGAAGACAACAUGCCAGACUUGAAUGAAAUGUUCACUGUCUGCGCAGGGCUAGUUGUCCAGGACCCAUCGAAUAAUAUUAUCCGGUUCGCCCAUCACACAUCCUAUGAAUAUUUCAAUCAGACUAAGGACAGAUGGUUCCCUAAUGCACACUGCAACAUUGCCACAACAUGUGUGACGUACCUGUCAUAUGACGCCUUUGGAUCAGGGCCUUGUCUGACCGAUGCGGAUUUUGAAUGGCGACUAACCCAGUUCCCGCUUUACUCUUAUGCAGCAACCAACUGGGGACACCAUGCUCAGGAAAAGCUUUCUGACGAACGAUUGGUAUCGAAAUUCCUCAUUAGUCCUGCUAAACUAAACGCCAGCAUGCAAGCUCUCUUUGCACGAAACACGGUGGAGGGGUCACGCAGGUAUAGCCAAGUAUACCCUCUUCAUCUCACAGCGCUACAUCUUGCGGCCAUCUUUGGUCUGAAUUAUGUAUCAUUGAACUUAAUUAAUCACGGCUCUGACGUGAAUGCGGCAGACUCGCUUGGAAGGACGCCAUUAUCAUGGGCCGCCAUCAAAGGGCAUGAUACUUUAGCCACGACUCUACUUAGCAGCGGAGCGGAUCCUUGUCAUAGAGAUGGUGAUGGUCGAACACCAUUAUCGUUGGCCGUGAUUGAUGAUCACUUGGCGGUGGUCGAUAAUCUACUUCAGCAAGGUGCCGAUCCCAAUACUCAAGAUAUAUAUGGUCACACGCCGCUUUCGUUGGCUGCAUCAACAGGCCGUGAGCAGUCUGCUAGACUCUUAUUAGCGGCAGGAGUUGAUCCUAACUCCACAGACACAAUGGGGCGCACGCCGUUAUCAUGGGCCGCAUCUGGGGACCAUGUGGGGUGUAUUGACAUCCUGCUAAGAAAUGGUGCUGUAUUGGAAUCCAGGGACGUCUAUGCAAACACUCCUUUGGCAUGGGCAACUAUGAAUGGUUGCCAUGAAGCGGUUCAACUUCUUCUGGACAGAGGUGCAGAUGCAAGUUCUCAGUAUCUGAGCGACUUAACUCCUGGGAUAAUGGCGUUGGAAAGCGGCCAUGACACAACUGCCAAGCUCUUUGCCGAGCUCAUAUCUCCUAGAUUUGGGGAACAAGGAGCGGAGCCUGCAAGACACGCCAACACCGAGGAUGGCUCACUUUGGAGGAGCCUGUAUGGGCCUAGGCAAGAAUGA